This is a messenger RNA of Paralichthys olivaceus (Japanese flounder), 4813 nucleotides long. RefSeq names its product bone morphogenetic protein 6 (gene bmp6). NCBI's taxonomy places the organism in Eukaryota, Metazoa, Chordata, Actinopteri, Pleuronectiformes, Paralichthyidae. The record is from RefSeq and is a predicted model, not a curated record. Gene Ontology annotation, cellular component: extracellular region. Gene Ontology annotation, biological process: BMP signaling pathway. Gene Ontology annotation, molecular function: cytokine activity; growth factor activity.
CUGCAGGAGAAGGUGGCUGUGAUUGAGACCAGUUCAGCUCUCAGAAGGCGGUGCGCAAAUUUGGAUAAUCGCUUCGCUUGGAGAGCUGUUUGCGUAAAAUGGCAUAUUUCAAAGGAGUCGUUACUCUUUUACUGGUGAACUUCGUGUCAAACGGUGUCUUUUGACCGACUUUGGCCCGGGCGCUCUCAAUACUUUCACAUGGUGCACUUUAUCCUGAAGCACCACGGCAGCGCGCUACGGGAACCAGAAAUGAAAGCAGCACCGACCCUCCUGUGCGCAUUUUACUUUAGGAAGUUUUUCAAAUGGCUUGACACGCAGCUCUUUUCACGCCUCUGAUCUGUGGCUGGGACGGACAACAGCGCUUUGGACGGACUUUUGUUUACCAUUACUCUCAUUUCGGGUUUGGAUCAGUCGAGUCAGACACACUCGGGACUCCGGAGAGAGCUCUCAGCGGGGACAGCAAGGACAGCACCAUGACCAGCUGCUGGCUUGCCCUGAUCGGAUUGUGGUGGAGCGCGUAUCACUGCAUGUUCCCGGUGGCGGGGAGUAAUUAUUCGCUGGAUGGGAACAACGAGGUGCACCCGAGUUUCAUCCACCGGCGGCUGCGGACGCACGAGAAGAGGGAGAUGCAGAAGGAGAUCCUGUCCAUCCUCGGGCUGCCGCAGCGACCGAGACCGCAUCUGUCGCACGGGAAGUACAACUCCGCUCCGCUUUUCAUGUUGGACUUGUACAACACGAUAUCCAGCGACGAGAAGAGCCAAGUGGAGGGCAUGCUGGAGCGGUAUCAGUCCGCGCGGCCGACGCAGAGCCCUCAUCUGGCCACAUAUCAAGAAACUGCCUUUCUGAAUGACGCGGACAUGGUGAUGAGCUUCGUUAAUUUAGUGGAGUACGACAGCGAGCUCUCCCCACAGCGGCGUCACCACAAGGAGUUUAAGUUCAACCUCUCGCAGAUCCCCGAGGGCGAGGCCAUCACCGCGGCGGAGUUCCGUCUCUACAAGGAGUGCGUGAGCCGCACCUUCCGCAACGACACCUUCCUACUCAAAGUCUACCAGGUGGUCAAGGAGCACCCUGACAGAGAGCCAGACCUGUUCUUGCUGGAAUCUCGCAACCUGUGGGCAGCUGAGGAGGGCUGGCUGGAGUUUGACAUCACCGCCACCAGUAACCUGUGGGUGAUGAGCCCAAUGCACAACCUGGGCCUGCAGGUCAGCCUGGAGACCAGCAGCGGACAGAGCAUCACCUCUAAAGAGGCGGGGCUUGUAGGACGCGAUGGUGCCCUGGAGAAGCAGCCUUUCAUGGUGGCGUUCUUCAAAGUCAGUGAAGUGUACAUCCGCACCGCCCGCUCCACUGGCGGCAAACGUCGCCAGCAGAAUCGCAACCGGUCCACGCAACCUCAGGAGGGAUCCAGAGGGCUCAGCCUCACAGAUUACAACAGCAGCGAUCAGAAAACAGCCUGCAGACGGCAUGAGCUCUACGUCAGCUUCCGAGAGCUGGGCUGGCAGGACUGGAUCAUUGCUCCUGAAGGCUACGCAGCCAACUACUGUGAUGGAGAGUGCUCCUUCCCCCUGAACGCCCACAUGAACGCCACCAACCACGCCAUUGUGCAGACACUGGUACACCUAAUGAACCCCGAGAACGUACCAAAACCAUGCUGCGCCCCCACCAAGCUGCACGCCAUCUCAGUGCUCUACUUCGACGACAACUCCAACGUCAUACUGAAGAAAUACAAAAACAUGGUGGUACGGGCCUGUGGCUGCCACUGACACCUUCAAGGACCAAUAAUAUUUGAACUGAUAUUUAAAAAAAGGGUUGGCAAAGGGCUGCAGCUGCACCAGCGACUCCUGAGUGAGUUUGACCUCCAGUAGACACCAGUUUUCUGCACAAAUCCUCAGCCUGCAAGGAAGGUCCGCCCUUUACGCGUUGUAUUCCAAUAAUCCUGGACAGCUCAAAAGCUCAUUUGUCAACAAGGCAUCAAACUAAGUAGGGACCAUUGAAAAAAAAAACGUCCUACUCCAUUGCUGAGUCACCAAAUGGUCAAUCGCCCUCUUUACAUGUGGAGUGGUCUUCCCUCCAUGGGUCUGCAGGUGAAUGAAUGAUCAUGUGUGUGUUGCGAGGGGGUCAGUCUGCCUGUAUAUUAUGUUUAUGGAAGAGUGGGUAUGGACGCCGAGGAGUCUACUGCACCUUCUCCCUCACUGAGAGGGCGACGGCAAACCUGAACUGUUGGAGGACCAGUCUAAGUGCUGCUUACUUUCCCUUUAUCCAUUCACAUAUAUAUACAUAUUAUAUAUAUAUAUGUAUAUAUAUAUAUUUAAAACCAAGUGGCUCAACUGUAGUCAGUGACAAACUAGUCAAAAUAAAUGGUUUGAGUCAGAUGGAAUAAAACACAAGAGCAGUUUCCUCUUCAGAUGCUGUCAACCCAAACAAUCUAAUACUGACUGAACAAUUGGCCUCAUUUGUUUCACAUUUCCUUCCUCUUUUCCUGAUGUAUUUUCUUCUCAAGCCAUAUUUGCCUUCCUAGAAUAUAAUAUGGACUGAACCAAAGUAACCGCACACUAUUUUAGCAGUGCACCGCUGCGAAUACCCGCUCCGUGUCAAUAUUUGCCGGGCUCACGCUGAGCUGCGACUCACCGGGCUGGUUCAGCUCCCGAUGCAUGUUCUGGCUAAACUGGUGUUUUUCCUCCUAAGAACUGAAGAAUACAGCCUUAUCCCUCCGACGUACCACAAAUGGCCAUUUCCACGUUGCUGCACUCACAAAGUUAACAAACGUUCCACCCCUGACAACUCGGGAGAGAUCAUGGAAAAACAUUUAGCGAGGCACACCGGCCGACAGAACCGUUCCUGUGCCAGCUGUCUGAAAUUAGCCCUUUGCUUUUUCAACCCUGAGGGUAAAAUUAUGUCGAGAUGUGUGUCCAGUAGCAAACACUCUCCAUUUGAACAUGUUACUGUGAGCUUUGAAUGACUUUUAGAGACCAUAUUUUAAUGAAAAACUAAUAUCAAUAAAGAAUCAAAUUACCUUACAUGACUAACCAACUAUAAAAUUACAAAAUAUACCUCUGUAAGCUGCUGUUUACAUUUGUGAUCAUGUUUAGACUGUUUUAUUGUAAAUACUUGUACAUUGUCAGCUUAUUUAUUGCACCUUUUAUUAAAAAAGAAAAAUCACAUACCUUAAUAACAAAGACAGAUGCAAAAACACAAUGAAAACUUAUUUUUGAAAAAAUUUAUUAUGAAAUCUCAUGUUACAACUUGCCAUUAUUUACUCUUUUUUGUACAAAAUCCAUGGGUAGAGCACAACCCAUGACUCACAAGGAAAAAAAACUUCUCACUGGAGUUUUUUUUUUAAGACCAUGUGCUAUCCAUAAAAACUUUUACUGACAAAGAACUGCUGUGUCUCGCUGUUUGUGUACCUGGUUUGGACAAUAAAUGAAUGGCACCCGGCAUUGUGCAUUUGCAUGGUUUGGGCACAUCCUUGUGUAUGGAUGCAGUUUGUUACAUCGCUACAUGAUUAAACGCAGGAAAAGGAAAUUAAAAGACUCAAACUGCAAAUACCACUCAAACUUUUGACAGUUGAAUCCCUCAGAACAUGUUGGUUUGAGGGUUGAUGCUAUGACUCAGUAUACAGGACACUAAAACUACACCUAACCAAUGCUUACAGUGAGAAUAGGAAAAAACAGUCAGAUAAUGGUUUAUUUUGGUUGUAUUUGGUGAAUUAGCAGCUAAGAUCAGACCCAUUAUCCAUGUAGCAGAGUUAAACUCUAUCUGUUUAGUCAUGGUCCAGGUCUUACAGCCACUGAGAGAAAAUAUAACAUUCAGAGUGAUGAUUGAGAACCAUUCAUCCAUUAUAUAUACUGCUUAUCCUCUGGGAGUCACCAAGGGGCUGGAGCCCAUCCCAGCUGACACUGGCCAAGAGGUUGGGUAAACCCUGGACGGGCCUCCAAGAAACAGCGAGAUACACACCGAAAGACCACGGCCAAACCGGGAUUCGAACCGGGAACCUUCUUGUGAGGCAACAGUGCUAACCAAUGGAACAUGCUGCCCCUAUUUGGGACAAGGAAGAGCAAAUUAUGAAGAUGGUAGAUGCAGCUGGUUCAACCACAAAAACAAAAUUAUCAUAGGAGAGGUGAUGUGAUGUGAUGCUAGAUAGCCUGGCUGAUCUUGAGCUUAUGUUCUUUCAGUUUUAACAUUGCUUUAUAAAAAUGUCUGACCAGAGGAAUGCUCUUAAAAGCUUUCACAUAUUUUUUUGGAAAAGAUGACUUAGAAAACAGUGCCAUCGAAAAAUGACAUUCAUAAAUUUGUAGAUAUUUUGAAAAGAGAGUUCUAUGGACACAUUUGACACUUAGUUGCGUCUGAUGGGUGUUUCCGAAUGAACAGAAGAAGCAGUAAGUCUACAGAUGUUCAGUAACAGAGAUAUGGAGCGACAUGGUCCAGGCCUGAGAGGCUGAAUGCCAGGAGGAGCAGAGAGGGCUGGAGGAGUCUGAAAAGAAGUCGGGUGCAUGACUUAGAUCUUUGCUAAUUUUCUUUACUUUCCAACAAGCAUGAGAAAUUACUCUGAUCUUUAUUUUUCUCUUAAUCACGAAGAGAAAAAUGAAAUCGGGCCCCUGUGCCAUCUCAGACUCCCUUAUCGACAAUGAAGCCUCCGUCACAGCUCCCUCCAGCCUGUGUUUCCCUGAGAGUUAAGUCAGACAAGCUAUUAGUGGUGUGGCUAUGAAGUUCCUGCAACUUAACUCAAAAAUCACAUUCGGGUGACGCAAGCUUUUAACAAAUACUGUAACAUUAAUGGCUCAUGAUUUAACAACAGAUCCCAUGUAUAAAAAAAAAA